Colletotrichum navitas is the source of this 412-nucleotide messenger RNA. RefSeq lists its product as uncharacterized. Bases 34 to 255 code for a protein of 73 amino acids. The transcript has a single exon. The record is from RefSeq and is a predicted model, not a curated record. Lineage: Eukaryota; Fungi; Ascomycota; Sordariomycetes; Glomerellales; Glomerellaceae.
CAGGAACUUGUGCGAGUGUGGGGUAGCGAAGCGAUGGACGUUGUGCGACGAUUCAGUGCACUUUUGAUUAUAAUUGGCCGUUUGAGGGCAGUCUUGAUGUCCUGGCUUCUCGCAGCAAGAGUCGGGUUUCUUCUGUUGAAUGCGUUACAGGACCUGUAUGUUUGUCAAACCCUCACUCACUUGAAUCCUAACUACAACAGUAUGUCUCCAUUUUUGGCCACUCUGCGUAUGAGAUUAAAUCGCCGACGAGCCUGAUCGUGAGAACGGCAACGGGCUCAGAUGCAGAUGAGUUCUUCGACCUCACGACGAAAUCAGAAAACUUCACAUUCGAGGAACCUGAGAAGGGAUCUUACACUCGAAGAAAAAAAGAAAAAAGAAAAAAGAAAGAAAACUUUGCGUUCGUAAAUUCGCC